Molecule: messenger RNA, 1197 nt
Organism: Puccinia graminis f. sp. tritici CRL 75-36-700-3
Lineage: Eukaryota; Fungi; Basidiomycota; Pucciniomycetes; Pucciniales; Pucciniaceae
Exons: 3
Coding region: 1-1197 (398 amino acids)
Source: RefSeq, a predicted model, not a curated record
AUGUUGUCUCCAGUCCGCAACACUCAAUCACCACCCCAACACAAGAACCCCUGGCAAAAUGAAGCCUGCAUCACAAAUUGUCCAGAUGCCUUCUCGACCAACGCCAACACCAGGCCCCACUCCAGGCAGCAUGGGUCGAGGAGUCGAGGCCGUAAUACACCACGUCAGGAGGAUGACAGGCGACCAGCAGACAACGACAACAGCAUUAAUGUACCCAUGUACACAGCCAAUGAAGUGAAUCGUUUUCUAGCAGAGGUGUCGGUUCCGUCGUUAUACCAGGGCAAGACUCCCGGGCAAAUUGUAUCGAAUGUUGCUUCCAGGAUGACAAGCUUGGACAAACUGCAACCAAGCGGUUCCAACUUUGCCAACUGGGAAUUGAUGAGGCGCAGAAGGGCUCUGGAGAUUUUUGGUGUACCAAUGUGCAAUAUGCAUCAAAGCAUACUACGCCAGUCAAACUGUCAUCAAAUGUUCCAGUACCUCAACUCUUGGUUUUUCACAGUCACCCGGGCAGAGCAAAUGACGUGUUGGGACCGAUUGAUCAAUUUCAAGAUGAGCAACUACUCGAACAGUGCCAAGGCGGUGUCCAAGCUCUUUGAGAUACUGGACAACUCUAGUAGCUUUUGGAUUGAACUCAACCACAAAACGGUUGGCGGGAUGGCUCUUCAAAGCUUUUUGGAGGCGGGAUUGGAAUGGCGUCAAGAGACGCUUUUGAAGAAGGCCGUAACACCCAAUCAGAUCUUGAAGCACACAGACAUUGUCAAACGUCAAAUCAACCUUGGUUCUUCAAAGUCUUCCUUCUUGGCAAUGGUACCUCAGGCUCAUCAGGCAUCAACAAUGGAUCAAUCAGAUCUUGCAAAAGAAUACUAUGAUCCAUCAUCCUGGACCAAGCCUAAUCAGGUACAAGGCUUAGAUACCUACGGCUUGCAGUGCUGGAACUGCCGCUCUACAGACCACCUGCUAAGCAAAUGCAAGCUUCCUCUCCAUCGAGACUUUGAUUGGCCUCCGCCCCCGACCGGACAACCUUGUCGCCAAUGGCAAGCAAGCCCACUGGUCCGCGCAAACAAUCAGCCUGUUAUCGCGUCUGGCAACUUCCAGGCGUGGUAUCCAAUCAUGACUCCGCCAGGGUACACCAACCGGGGGUACCAACCACAAGCAGCGGUGGGCCGCUACGCUACACUACGCUACGGGCCCAUGUAG